AUGCCAAUUCCCACAAAUGUUAUGAAUAAAAUAGUUUCUGAGUUAAUUUCCAUAUACAAGCAGCCAUACAUCGACUUAAAACUCGAAGCACAAGACGCGCCGUUUUAUUCCAGUAAAAUUGGUGGUCUUCCGUAUUUUCCCAAAGGCUCUGUAUACCCCCAGACUCCCUCGGGUGAAUACAUGUAUCUUCUUGCACAAAUAAACUUCUCAGAAAUGCCGGCACUUGAAAAUUUCCCGAGAAGUGGACUUUUGCAAUUUUUCUUGUUUCCAAACCGCACACUUGGCCUUUUCAACGACGACGGAGAGUUCGACCAAAAAUUACACAAAGUUGUUUAUUAUGAAAAAGUCGAUAUGGACGAGAAACACCAAAACGAACUCCCCAAAGAAAUUGCACAGAAUUACGAUGACGACCAUAAUAUAUUAAUCGACAACUUUCCCUUCGAUGCAGUCUUUGCAAUCACUGGGGAUAUGAAGGAAGGUUGCAGUUUCGGGUGGUACAAAGCAGACCAAAUUUUCGAGCGAAUGGCAGUCAAAUAUGAAGUCGAUAAAGAACAACUGCGCGAUGCUAUUUUGAGCGACAGAAGACUGAGACCACAGAUGUGUUCGUUGGGUGGGUAUCCAAGCUUCGCACAAACAGACCCAAGAAAAGACGACACGUAUGGAGUUAUGUUAUUGCAAAUUGAGACAACUACAGUGGAUGACAAACAGAUAAUGUGGGGAGAUUGUGGGGUCGGCAAUUUCUUUAUUUCAAAGGAAAAUUUGAAAAAUAAAAAUUUUGAUGAUGUGCUCUAUAAUUAUGAUUGCUGUUAA
Molecule: messenger RNA, 810 nt
Organism: Entamoeba invadens IP1
Lineage: Eukaryota; Evosea; Mastigamoebida; Endamoebidae
Exons: 1
Coding region: 1-810 (269 amino acids)
Source: RefSeq, a predicted model, not a curated record